Messenger RNA from Hirsutella rhossiliensis, 2016 nucleotides. Its product is annotated as biotin/lipoate a/B protein ligase family domain-containing protein. The record is from RefSeq and is a predicted model, not a curated record. NCBI's taxonomy places the organism in Eukaryota, Fungi, Ascomycota, Sordariomycetes, Hypocreales, Ophiocordycipitaceae. The transcript is spliced from 5 exons. Gene Ontology annotation, cellular component: cytoplasm. Gene Ontology annotation, molecular function: biotin--[biotin carboxyl-carrier protein] ligase activity. Bases 1 to 2016 code for a protein of 671 amino acids. Gene Ontology annotation, biological process: protein modification process.
AUGGCUCCUCCCGCGAGGCUCAACAUACUUGUCUACACAGGCACCGGGACCAGCGCCGAGUCUGUCCGGCAGUGCAUGUAUUCGCUGCGCCGGCUGCUGUCGCCCAACUACGCCGUCAUCCCCGUCGCCGAGUCGGCGCUGCUCAAGGAGCCCUGGCCCUCGACCUGCGCCCUGCUCGUCAUCCCCGGCGGCGCCGACCUGGGCUACUGCCGCGUCUUCGACGGGCCCGGCAACCGCCGCAUCGCCGAGUACGUCCGUCGCGGCGGCGCGUACCUCGGCCUGUGCGCGGGCGGCUACUAUGGCAGCGCGCGCUGUGAGUUUGAGCUCGGCCGCACGCCGCUCGAGGUCAUCGGGAGCCGCGAGCUGGCCUUUUUCCCCGGCACCUGCAGGGGCGCUGCCUUUGCCGGCUUCGAGUACCACAGCGAAAAGGGCGCCCGGGCCGCCUCGCUGAGCGUCGUCACGGCCGCCUUCGAGGAGCGCGUGCCCGAGCAUUUCGUCUCCUACUUCAACGGCGGCGGCGUCUUUGUCGAUGCCCCCAAGCUCGGGGCCCGCAAGGUCGAGGUCCUGGCUUCCUACGACGACCACCUCGACGUCGACGGCGGAGACGCCAACGCCGCCGUCGUCCUAUGUCACGUUGGAGACGGAAAGGCGGUGUUGUGCGGGCCGCAUCCAGAGUUUGCCGCCACCAACCUCUAUCCCCAGCCAGAUGUGCCCGGCUACGACGACCUGGUCAAGAAGCUCGCCGCCGACAACCACGCCCGCGUGAGCUUCUUGAGGGCGUGCCUCGGCAGGCUGGGCUUGGAUGUGUGUCAGGAGGAGGCGAGCACCCCUCCCUUGUCCCGCCUGCAUCUCUCGGCCAUGGACAGCGCCAAGGUUUUGGACCUGCUCUGCGCCUGGGAGGAGGUCAUGGACAAGGAAGACGGGGCCGAGUGGAUCAGGGGGGAGGCAGAUAGCUUUCGGAUCCAGAGUCGAGACGGCAAGCUCGAGCUCGAGACGCUGCGCCAAUCGCUCCUUGAGACGGUGGAAGAGCCAGGCCUCAGAGACGAUGGACAUGUGGAUUUCGCCGCCGUCACCAAGACCAUUGUCGCCCACGAGAGCACGCUGCCGCCCCCGGACCUGACCCCGCACUUCAACCACGAGCUUUACUACACGAGUCUGAGGCGCUUUCAGACGAUGGAGGAGGAUGCCGUGGACUGGGGCAACGUCCUGCUCUACGGCGAAGUUGUCACGAGCACAAACUCUCUCCUCGACAAAAACCCCAAGCUCACGUCCAAGCUGCCCACGGGCUUCACCUUGUCGGCAUCCACGCAGCUGGCAGGGCGCGGGCGCGGGACCAACGCCUGGGUCGCGCCGCCCGGUGCCCUCAUGUUUUCCGUCGUCAUCAAUCACCCGGCCCACCUCGCCAUGUCUCGCCCCGUCAUCUUUAUCCAGUACGUCGCCGCCAUUGCCGUUGUCGAGGCCAUUCAGUCGCUCGGCCUGGGAUAUGAGAACUUGCCCGUCAAGCUCAAGUGGCCCAACGAUAUCUAUGCUCUCGACCCAACCAAGCCCGCUGCCUCCGCGCAGUAUGUCAAGAUUGGCGGCUUGCUCUCGCAAUGCGGUUACUGUGACGGUUCGUACCAAAUCGUCCUCGGCAUCGGCAUCAACGCCAUCAACCCGCGCCCGACAACCUCCCUCUCGGACCUUCUCCCCGCAAACGCCGCGCCCCUCCGCCUCGAGGUGCUCCUCGCCCGCAUCCUCACGCGCCUCGAGUCUGUCCACGCCCAGUUCCGCCGCCAGGGCUUCUCCCAGGACCUCGAGCGGCGCUACUACCGCCACUGGCUGCACACGGGCCAGGCCGUCUCCCUCGAGGCAGAGGGCGGGGUCAGGGCGCGCGUGCUCGGCAUCACCAAGGACUGGGGGAUGCUGCGCGUCGAGGAGACGGAUGCCGAGGGCAGGGGCACCGGCAAGAUGUGGACCCUGCAGAGUGAUGAGAAUAGCUUUGACUUUUGGAAGGGUUUGGUCCGGCGAAAGGAAUAG